AUGGCACGCACAGUACUAAUCACGGGAUGCUUCGACGGCGGCAUCGGGGCAGCACUAGCUGUCGCAUACCACAAAAACAAAGAAUACCGUGUGCUUGCCACAACUCGAAACACCGCAAAGAUGACAUCGCUGGCCGCACUGGGCAUCACAACCUUGCAACUGGACGUAUUGUCCGAUGCCUCCGUGGCAGAAUGCGCAAGCGAAGUCUCCAAGCUCACAGGAGGAAGUCUCGACAUCUUAAUCAACAACGCUGGAGGAGGCUACAGCAUGCCUUUGCUGGAUGCGCCUCUGGACGAGAUCUCCAAGCAGUUUGACCUGAACGCGCUGUCCAUCUUGCGCAUGACACGAGGCUUCAUGCAUCUACUGCGCCGCUCUCAGUCCCCUCAUGGCGCGCUAGUGGCGAACAACACGUCGCUGGUCAGCACCCUUCCCGUCCCGCUCCAAGGGGCCUACAGCGCAUCCAAAGCCGCAGCCGCAAGCAUCACCGAAUGCCUACGCCUGGAACUUCAGAUGUUCGGCAUCCAGGUCAUCGAUCUCAAAACGGCGUCGGUCAAGACGGCGUUCUUGGACAACGUCCCCAACGUACGCCUGCCGUCUGACUCGCAUUACGCCAAGCAGAGAGAUGUCGUGGAGAAACGGUUAAGAGAGGGUCCUGAAGCCCAGCCCAUCACGGCAACCGCAUGGGCUGAACAGAUCGUGCGAGACCUCUCUUGUUCUCGGCCUUCGCCAGUCAUAUAUCGAGGAGGGAGUGCGCGGUUGGGAAGGCUUCUUGCCAGUCUGCCAAUUGGCUUGCGUUUCAAGGACUCUACUAUCAAAGAAUUUUCGGGGUUGAAGGAGGUCGAGGAGGCAUUCAAAAAUCGUGGCGAGAAGGACGAUUAG
Molecule: messenger RNA, 879 nt
Organism: Zasmidium cellare ATCC 36951
Lineage: Eukaryota; Fungi; Ascomycota; Dothideomycetes; Mycosphaerellales; Mycosphaerellaceae
Exons: 1
Coding region: 1-879 (292 amino acids)
Biological process (GO): triglyceride catabolic process; phosphatidic acid biosynthetic process
Cellular component (GO): lipid droplet; endoplasmic reticulum
Molecular function (GO): triacylglycerol lipase activity; acylglycerone-phosphate reductase (NADP+) activity
Source: RefSeq, a predicted model, not a curated record